Messenger RNA from Podarcis muralis (Common wall lizard), 2178 nucleotides. Its product is annotated as vomeronasal type-2 receptor 26-like. Gene Ontology annotation, cellular component: plasma membrane. The record is from RefSeq and is a predicted model, not a curated record. Gene Ontology annotation, molecular function: G protein-coupled receptor activity. Gene Ontology annotation, biological process: G protein-coupled receptor signaling pathway. NCBI's taxonomy places the organism in Eukaryota, Metazoa, Chordata, Lepidosauria, Squamata, Lacertidae.
AUGACACAGCUCUACCAACAUAUCCUGGCAUUAGUAUUUGCUGUAAAAGAGAUCAAUGCAAACCUCCAAAUCUUACCCAACCUCACCCUGGGCUUCCACAUCUAUAACAGCCAUUUCAGUGCAAGCUGGACCUAUCGUGCCUCCUUGGAACUCCUCUCUUCAUACAGCAGAUUCAUCCCCAACUACAAAUGUGACACCCAGAAUGAACUAGCAGCAGUCAUUGGAGGUCCGAACUCUGAUUUUUGUCUUCAUAUGGCAAGUAUACUGAGCAACUACAAGAUUCCACAGCUCAUCUAUGGUCCUGCUCCAAUGAGAAAUAUUAAAACUGAAGUUGCUUUCCUUAACCAAAUGUUCCCAAGUAUAGACCAUCAAUAUGAAGGGAUUAUCAAGUUACUGCUACACUUCGGAUGGCUCUGGACUGGCGUGUUGAUUGUGAAUGAUGAGAAUGGAGAGAGGUUUCUACAGAGCGUGGUUCCAAAAUUUAUUCUGAGAGGUAUCUGCUUUGAUUUCAUAGGAAGAUUUCCAUCAAUUUCUUAUUCUACUGGUCUUAUGGACUCUGUUGCAGAUGGGCUCAAGACAUUUAAUGUUGCCAUGAGAAGUACUGUUAAUGUGUUGAUCAUUCAUGGGGAAAUUGAUUCCAUGACACUUUUGAGAAUGUUUCCUGCUGUGUCAGAAUAUGAAGAUAUACCAAUAAAGGCUAAAGGGAAAGUUUGGGUUAUGACAGUUCAGAUGGAUUUCACAUCACUUCCCUUUCAGAGAGAUCAGGACAUAGACUUCCUCCAUGGUACUCUAUCCUUCACAAUUCACUCAGAGGAGGUCUUGGGAUUCCAGGAAUUUGUUCAGAUGAGAAAUCCCAUCUUGGAAAAAGAAGAUGGCUUUAUGAGGAUAUACUGGGAAAAGGCAUUUCAGUGUCAUUUCCCUGACUCUGAGGGAAAUACGCAGGAUGGUGAUAUAUGCACUGGGGAGGAGAAGCUGGAGACUCUUCCUGGCUUUAUUUUUCCAACAAGCAUGACUGGCCACAGCUAUAGCAUCUACAAUGCAGUCUAUGCUGUGGCACACGCUGUGCAUGCCAUGCAGUCAUCUAAGUUGAAGCCCAGAGUGGAUGAAGGGCGGCUGAAGCUUUGGAAUCAACAGAUGUGGAAGGCACUACCCAUUUCUCUUUGUAAUGACCAUUGCCAUUUGGGUUACAGUAGAACCAAGAAGGAAGGGAGGCCAUUUUGCUGCUAUGAUUGCCUUGCCUGUCCAGAAGGGAAGUUCUCAAACCAGAAGGACAUGGAUGACUGUUUGCAAUGUCCAGAAGAUCAGUAUCCAAACAAUGCCCAUAAUGCAUGCAUUCCAAAAUUCAUAAUCUUCCUCACUUUUGGUGAACCUUUGGGAAUCUCUUUGGCAGUAUUGGCUCUUUCCUUUUCAUUUAUUACAGCUUCAGUGCUUGGCAUCUUUGUUAAGCUUAAGGACACUCCCAUUGUCAAGGCCAACAACCGGAAUCUCACCUACACUCUUCUCAUAUUCCUCCUGCUCUCCUUCCUUUGUGCUUUGCUGUUCAUUGGCCAACCCCAAAAGCUGACGUGUCAUCUUCGACAAAGUGCUUUCGGCAUUAUCUUCUCAGGAGCGAUAUCUUGUGUUCUGGCCAAAACCACCAUUGUAGUCCUAGCUUUCAUGGCCACCAUGCCUGGAUCCAAAAUGAGGAAAUGGUUGGGGAACAGACUGGCUGCUUCAAUUGUUCUUUCCUGCUCCCUGAUUCAAGCCACUAUUUGUACUGUGUGGCUCUCAACCUCUCCCCCGUUCCCAGAUUUCAACAUGCACUCAGUUAUGAAAGAAAUUGUUCAAGAAUGUAAUGAGGGCUCAGUCACCAUGUUCUACUGUGUUUUGAGCUACAUGGGCUUCCUGGCCACUGUCAGCUUCACUGCGGCUUUCCUAGCCCGUAAGUUGCCUGAUAGUUUCAAUGAAGCCAAAUUUAUCACCUUUAGCAUGUUGGUCUUUUGCAGUGUUUGGCUGACCUUUGUCCCAACCUACCAGAGCACCAAGGGUAAAUAUAUGGUUGCCGUGGAGAUUUUCUCCAUCUUGGCCUCCAGUGCUGGCUUACUGCUUUGUGUCUUUUCUCCAAAGCUCUGCAUCAUUGUGUUCAGACCAGAGUUGAACAACAAGGAACAGCUAAGAAGAAACAUUGAAAUAUUCUAA